Messenger RNA from Hyphopichia burtonii NRRL Y-1933, 1014 nucleotides. RefSeq names its product NADPH-dependent methylglyoxal reductase GRE2. The record is from RefSeq and is a predicted model, not a curated record. NCBI's taxonomy places the organism in Eukaryota, Fungi, Ascomycota, Pichiomycetes, Serinales, Debaryomycetaceae. The transcript has a single exon. Bases 1 to 1014 code for a protein of 337 amino acids. Gene Ontology annotation, molecular function: oxidoreductase activity, acting on the CH-OH group of donors, NAD or NADP as acceptor.
AUGACUGCCUCAACUACAGUUUUUGUUUCUGGAGCUACUGGAUUCAUCGCCAAGCAUGUUGUGAAAGACCUUAUUAAAAAAAAUUAUAACGUUGUUGGAUCAGUUAGAUCAAGUGAAAAGGGGGAUCAUUUAGCUGAGCAAUUAAAUUCUGAUAAAUUUUGUUAUGAAGUGGUUGCUGAUAUUUCUGUUCCCGGUGCCUUUGAUCAAUGUUUGAAAAACCACCCAGAGAUUACUGUUUUCUUACAUACUGCAUCUCCAUUUCAUUUCUAUACUGAUAAUGUUGAAAACGAUCUCUUGAAACCUGCUAUUGAAGGUACCCAUAAUGCUUUGAAUGCCAUCAAAAAGUACGGUCCCCAAAUCGAGAGAGUUGUAAUCACUUCAUCUGUUGCUGCCAUGGCAUCCUUCGAACAAUUGUCAAAUCCAAACCACGUUGUAAAUGAAAACUCAUGGAAUGAGAUCAAUUGGGAAAAAGCCAUUUCUAAUCCAUUCGAUGGAUACUUUGGUUCUAAAACUUUUGCUGAAAAAGCUGCUUGGGACUUUGUUAAAACUGAAAAACCAAAUUUUAUUUUAAGUACUGUCAAUCCAUCCUACGUAUUUGGACCUCAAGCUUUCGAUGAAGAUGCCAAAGGUACUUUAGGAACCUCCGCAGAGGUUAUCACCGGGUUGUUAAGGUUGAGGAAGGAAGAAGAUAUCCCUAAUCAAAGAGCUACUUUCAUCGAUGUCAGAGACGUUUCAAAUGCUCAUAUUGUAGCAUUUGAAAGUGAUGAUGCCAAAGAAAAAAGAUUAGUUUUGAUAGCUGCCAAAGAGUUUUCGUCACAGGAAUUGUUAGAUAUAAUACAUUCCAAUUUCGAUCAAUUUUCUGAAGUUCCAGUUGGUAAACCAGGAACAAAGUCUGGUCAAGACGGUUGCAUCAUGGAUACCAAAGAAACAUUGAACAUUUUAAAAACUGAGUUUAUUGGUCUCGAAAAAAGUGUUGUUGAUUCAAUCCAACAAUAUUCCAAUGCUAAUAACUAA